AUGAGUAAAAAAACAGGGCUUAAACUGCCCAGAAGACUUCAAAUGAAGGCCACUGCCGUGGCGAAACCGCAACCAGUGACGGCCGAGGACUCGUGGGUUUUGGGAACCGAGGAAGAGGAAUCAGGAGACAGAUGGCUUGCUUCUGAUCUGGCCAAAGCUUUGAGGUUUUAUUUUAGGGCUUAUGAGCACUAUCGGGUCGCACUCUCCAAGGACGAUGGGUAUGCAGAUGCUCUUUAUAACACGGCACGGCUGCUCCUUCAUGUGCACAACCAGUUCGUGAGGCAGGAAGGCAUUAUUCUGGACAGUCUGGAAUCUGUUGAAGCAGCCAGAGAGGUGAUUCAGCCACUGGAACGCAUAGUGGAGAUUCAUGAGCACGCAUUAUCGAAGUGCAGGGCCAGAGGUGUCGUUCCGUGGGAGCUGGUUUACAAUACUGCGAUGGCUUAUUCAGAACUUGUGGAGAAACUGGCAGAAGAUGAAAAUAACUGGCGAGAGACGCUAGAAUCAGGAAUAAAGGCAAGGGAUAUGUUCAGUGCAGUUUUAGGAAUCCAGAGAGAGGAAUUGAAGAAGCUGGUGGAUAUUUCGGCAACUGUGGCCACUAGUGAGGCUGCAAGUGAGAAUUUGAAUAACACGAACAAUGAACCGAGUCAAGCAGAUCAGGGAGAAAACUACAUGACAGAGGAAACGGUACUCCCGGAUACCAUACUUGAGACGGUGACCCAAUGCUAUAAGCUGGUGGGAUCUGUAUAUGAGACCACAGCAGAUCCCAAUAGACUAUCCGAGUCGAGGCUCGCGUUCCAGAGCUUUUCGGACCAAUUGGACAAUUUAGUUGCCGAGGUCAACAUCAGUUUUGCUCCAAGUUUGGACCUAGGUGAAGACCAGCUGAUUCCCCGCAUCACCACAGAAGCUCUGGAAAGGCUAAAGCUGGAGAGAUUGGCGAUGCUAUGCUCUCAGUCUACACAGUUCGAAGAGAUAAGUGCCAUCUGGAUGAGGGAAGAGAACACACUCGCCGACUCAGCAGAAAAGCAUAUGGUAUAUGCUGAUUGUAUUCAAACACUCAUGGACAAAUUCGAUAAUAUCCCGGACCAUUUUGUGUGGUGGACACAAUUGUCUACAAUGCUGAGACAAUUGCAGAUAGCAGCCGGUAUCUUAACGACUGAACUGGGUAAUUCCAAGGGCAAAGACAUCUACAGCCAGAUGAUCUCGCAGCUUUGUGCGGUCAUAAUAGCAAGGGCUGACAUCGAGAAACAGAGAAGCCAAUUAGAAACAUCUGAUGCUGCCAAAAACAGAGAACUCUUGCUGAAAAACUGCACUCAACUGCUGAAAAAUGCAGGAAACUACGCUUCCAUGUCCGGGGGAUUACGGGAAGGCAUGACAGAUCGCUUGGUUCGCGAGAAGCGCAAAAGAGAGGCAAUCUUGAGACUUUGUCUACUAGAAAACAAAUCUUUGGCUUCUUUAAAAUUGUCAGAAAACGACUUUCAGGUCGAAAUUACAGAGCUUGCCAAACUUUCAAUCUAUUGA
Messenger RNA from Kuraishia capsulata CBS 1993, 1518 nucleotides. RefSeq lists its product as uncharacterized. NCBI's taxonomy places the organism in Eukaryota, Fungi, Ascomycota, Pichiomycetes, Pichiales, Pichiaceae. The record is from RefSeq and is a predicted model, not a curated record. The transcript has 2 exons. The coding region runs from base 1 to 1518 and encodes 505 amino acids.